AUUCACUUUCAUUUUGGCAAAGACAGCGUUUUCUUUCUGUGAUCUUUCCCUGUUUUCGUAUUCAAUUCAGUUUUGGGAGAUUUUGUUGAUCGUCGUCGUCGUCGUCCAUGGAGAGGAUGAAGGAGGUCAAGGAUCCGGAGAUCACCUUGUUUGGUAGGAAGAUUGUUUUGCCGGAGAGCGGCGGAGGUGAAUCCUCCGACAAUUCGUCGAACGAGAGCAACUGUGGGAGCGGCGGCGGCGCUGAGUGCGAUCGCUGUUUGGAAGUGAGUGGAGACGGGGAAGAAGAAGAGGUGGAUGAAGAAAAGCAUUUGCUGGUUGAGAAGGUCAAAUUGGCAGAACUCUGUGAUAAGGACCAAAAGGUAACCACAGCAUCUAACUGCAACGAGAAUCUAUCAAGUUUGGAUGAGAAUACCAAAGAUUCCUCAAUGGAAGAGGCAGACAUGUCAGAGAAUCAAACCAAGUCUCAAGAAGAUCAAAGUGAUGGAAAAAAGGGGCAACAGAAGAGCCUAAAGAAACCAGACAAAGUCCUCCCCUGUCCUCGUUGCAACAGCAUGGAAACCAAGUUCUGUUACUACAACAACUACAACGUCAAUCAGCCUCGACACUUUUGCAAGAGCUGCCAGAGGUACUGGACAGCCGGAGGCACGAUGAGGAACGUCCCGGUGGGGGCAGGUCGUCGCAAAAACAAGAACUCAGCAUCCCAUUGCCGGCACAUUACAAUCACCGAAGCUCUCCAGGCAACUCGAAUCGACAAUCCCGGCGUCAUGUCCUUUGGGGCCAAUCCACUUCUAUGUGAUUCCAUGACAACGGGUUUCGGUCUUGCAGACGAAAGAGUAGCAAACACCUUCAGAUCUACCCAUUACGAGCCUGAUCAUGUAGAUGCUGCCGGUUCCUACAAGAAUGGCGAAGAUUGUUCGAUCGAAUCAUCAACCUUAACAACCAAUUCGACUGCAGAAGGAGGGCCUCAACAAAUUCCAUGGCCCUUCCCAUGGAAUCCUGUGGUAACUCUACCUGCCAUUUACCCGAUGCCCUUCUACCCGACACCCUAUUGGAACUGCAAUCUUCCUAAUGCCUGGAACUUGCCGUGGCCAUCAAUGUCAAAUCAGAAAUCCGGCCCCAGCUCCCCACUCGGUAAACACACCAGAAAUGGAGAGUUGCUGACCGAAUCAAAGGAUCAAGAAAAUGUCGUACUGGUCCCGAAAACUUUGAGGAUUGAUGAUCCGGAGGAAGCUGCAAAGAGUUCGAUAUGGGAAACACUUGGGAUCGAGUACAGUUCCACCACCCGGGAGGGUCUUUUCAAGGCCCUGCAACCCAAGGGGGGUGAGAAAAAAGUUUCAGUGUCUCCCUCACCGUUAUUGCAGGCUAAUCCGGCUGCACUUUCUCGAUCCAUUACCUUCCAUGAGGGAGCUGCCUAAGGCUGUUCUUCUCACAAGAUGUUGACACAGAGUUUACUGAUCGUUUUUUGCAAUUAUCAUCGAUCAUCAGAAGAAACAACAUUUAUCUUAUUUGAUCUACUGGUGACAAUUUAGGCAAUUCGAUUGUUUCUGUUGUCGGGGAGUUUGUAUUUUUAAGUGCAUAGUUUUGUGUAGGAAGAGAUACUGACAGAUGAGAAGAAUGUAGAAUAAAAGCAAUGUAGAUUCUCACUUGUACAAAACUUAGCUGUUUUUUGUUGAUGUCCUAGGUUGUCUUUUGUUUGGUAAGGAGUUUCUUUCUACUUGAUACUCA
This is a messenger RNA of Andrographis paniculata, 1725 nucleotides long. RefSeq names its product cyclic dof factor 1-like. The transcript has 2 exons. Lineage: Eukaryota; Viridiplantae; Streptophyta; Magnoliopsida; Lamiales; Acanthaceae. The record is from RefSeq and is a predicted model, not a curated record. The coding region runs from base 108 to 1415 and encodes 435 amino acids. Gene Ontology annotation, molecular function: DNA-binding transcription factor activity; DNA binding. Gene Ontology annotation, biological process: regulation of DNA-templated transcription.